UUUUUUCCAACAUUGGUAACACUUGUGGACACUGACAAAUGUUGGAUUUAUAGAUUCCAUUGUUGCCAAAUACACUAUCUAAGACAUUUGUGACCAUUAGAAGAGACUGAACCCCACUGUGUGAAUGUAUAUUAGUUCAGAUCCUGAUGGGGACUGUGUGUGUGUGUUUAUGAAUGGGGGAAUGUGGACAUGUAGUCUAAAGAAGACUAGAAAGACUCUUUAUAUACAUGAAAGUCCAUUUGCCAUGGUGCGUUCAUGCUGCCUCUGAAUAUACAUCAGAACACGUGCUUUUAAAUUCACGUUUGUGGCCAAAUAGCGUUCAUAUUUAAACGUUGUUAUUCUUUGGUGUGGUUUGUAGUUUACACUAAUACAAAGCUACGCAGUGAGUCAGUAAUACUACUUUAAAACCACAGCACAUUCUUUAUUAUUCUUUAGAGUUGGAGUAUUACUGUUGACUUGCAUUCAAUCCUACACAUACUGACACCAGGUUUAAACGGAAGUAAUGUUUAUGACUGAAGACAAAUAAAAUAGAUAUUUUUAAAUGGUGUUAUACACAGACUCCAGUAAGUGUGUUGUUGUUGUUUUAGUUUCACAUGUGAUGACGUCAGAGCAGACAAAUCCCCACAAAGGACCAAUGUGAAGGAGACAAACGUGAGCAGUGAUGGAUGUGAACAGUCUGGGUUAUGACUUUAGUUUGUCUUAUUCUCUGCCUAAUGAGUUUGGAUAACGUGACGGCUUAGACUCUAUGGACACACUGAUUGUGUGUUUUAAGGUGCUGGAGUAUCAAAGAGUUUAAACUGAUGGGAUAGAUAUCUGCACACUUCAUUUUGAGCUUUUAGUCUGAAGGACCUUCAUCAGAGCUUUUUUUCUGGUAUGAAUGAUGACCAAAACUACAAUGGUAGUAUGAAUGAUGACCCCCCCCCAUGCUCCAGUAUUCUGCUGAAGUCCGACACAGACUCAGUACAUAGUAUGCAGGUUUGUCUUGGAUGCUAGCCUCAGCUACGAGGCUGCUCACUCACACUUUAGUCUUCUGGUUGCCGUCCUGGUAUCUAUCCAAGAAGAAGAGAGACAAUGUCCGCUUUUAAUUUAGCUUUUUCAGGAAAGACGCUGAAGGUGAAGACAGACUCUCUUCACUCCACCUGUUGCGCCUCUGGCUGGACGUGUCUCUGGCACUCACUAUACACGUAUAUAUGUGUGCAUAGAUGUGUCUGCAGUUGUUGGGCAUUAGUAAGCUUUUAAAGGACAUUUUAGUGACUGUUGCAAGCGACUGAUAAUAGUGGAGAUUUUGCUAUCGAGGCUUUCAGGCGGUCUCAAGUGAAAAGAGCGUUGUGGCUUUUACUGCAGAUCUGAUCGUCUAUAUUAGAGACUUGUGUUUGCUGAUCGUCCAUCGUGGAAUAAAGUGAUGAUGUAUGUUCAAGAACUACUCAUUUCUCUGUAAUCCAGCUUCAGUUGGACCUGAUUGUGGAGCGUCUUGACGUCUCCUGGUUGUCAUAUCUUUUGGGGGGUUUCCACCUGUUGGGAUCAUCCACUGCUUUGCACCACACAUGGCUCUCUCAUCCGCCUCCUUUUAUUUUUGUUCUGAUGACUUCCUGUGUCAUCGUUCACCAGCAGGGAGGAGGCAGCUCCUCGUCUUGCUCUUCUCUUCUCUUCUCUUCUCUUGGACUGUAACCGGAGUCACAACCUUUUUAAACUCUUGCUACAGCCCAAAAUGAACUGGGAUUGUUUCAAAGUCUCUCUUCAUGUGUCCUCCUCCCUCUCACAUCUUUUACUGUCUUGGCUCAUCUUUACUCUGCUACACACAUUGAUUCAUGUUUAUUUAUUUACUCUCAUCACUUCCUUCUAUUGCUCUUAAAAUGUACUGAAAUACCAUUUUUUCCCUGUAUUUUUUGUCCUUCCCUUUUGCUCAAACCUCUCUCCUGUUCUACAUUUCCCUCCUUUGUUCUUCCCUUUCCUCUGUCCUCCCUUGUUCCCUCCAUCCUCCCUCAUGCAGGUGGUGAGUCAGCGUUUCCCCCAGAACAGCAUUGGCGCGGUGGGCAGCGCCAUGUUCCUGCGCUUCGUCAACCCGGCCAUCGUGUCUCCAUACGAGGCCGGAAUCCUGGACAAGAAGCCCCACCCCAGGAUAGAGCGGGGUCUCAAGCUCAUGUCCAAGAUUCUGCAGAGCAUCGCAAACCACGUCUUGUUUACAAAAGAAGAACACAUGAGGCCUUUUAAUGACUUUGUCAGGAGCAACUUUGAUUCAGCCAGACGGUUCUUCUUGGACAUCGCGUCCGACUCUCCUCCCAGCGACUCAGUCAACCACAGUCUGUCUUUCAUCAGUGACGGCAACGUUCUGGCCCUCCACCGCCUGCUGUGGAACAACCAGGAGAGGAUCGGCCAGUACCUCUCCAGUAACAGGGACCACAAAGCCGUGGGCAGGCGACCUUUUGACAAGAUGGCCACCCUGCUGGCCUACCUGGGUCCUCCUGAACACAAACCCGUGGCUGACACGCACUGGUCUAGCCUCAACUUGACCAGCUCCAAGUUUGAGGAGUUCAUGACCAGGCACCAGGUCCAUGAGAAAGAGGAGUUCAAGGCCUUAAAGACCCUCAACAUCUUCUACCAAGCAGGAACCUCCAAGACCGGCAACCCAGUGUUCUACUACGUGGCCCGCAGGUUCAAAACAGGCCAGAUCAACGGUGACCUGCUCAUCUACCAUGUCCUCCUCACUCUCAAACCCUACUACGCCAAGCCCUACGAGAUAGUGGUAGACCUAACACACGUAGGACCUAGCAAUCGCUUCAAAACCGACUUCCUGUCCAAGUGGUUCGUGGUCUUUCCCGGCUUCGCCUACGAGAAUGUAGCGGCCGUCUUCGUCUACAACUGCAACACCUGGGUGAGGGAGUACACCAAGUACCACGAGCGGCUGCUGACGGGCCUGAAGGGCAGCAAGCGGCUCCAGUUCAUCGACUCUCCAGCUAAGCUUGCCGAACACAUCGAACCGGACCAACAGAAGCUGCCCGCGGCCACGCUGACCCUUGAGGAAGACCUCAAAGUGUUCCAUAAUGCCCUCAAGCUGGCCCACAAAGACACCAAGGUCUCAAUAAAGGUGGGCUCGACUGCAGUUCAGGUGACCUCUGCCGAGCGGACCCGCGUCCUCGGCCAGCCCGUCUUCCUCAAUGACGUCUACUACGCCUCAGAGAUCGAGGAGAUUUGCCUGGUGGACGAGAGCCAGUUCACCCUCACCAUGGCCAACCAGGGCACGCCGCUCACGUUCAUGCACCAAGAGUGUGACGCCAUCGUCCAGUCCAUCAUCCACAUCCGGACGCGCUGGGAGCUGUCGCAGCCGGACUCCAUCCCACAGCACACCAAGAUUCGACCCAAAGAUGUUCCCGGCACUCUGCUCAACAUCGCCCUGCUGAACCUGGGCAGCUCUGACCCCAGCCUCAGGUCGGCGGCUUACAAUCUGUUGUGUGCAUUGACCUGUACCUUCAACCUGAAGAUAGAGGGCCAGCUGCUGGAGACGUCGGGCCUCUGCAUCCCCGCUAACAACACCCUCUUCAUCGUCUCCAUCAGCAAGACUCUGGCAGCCAACGAGCCCCAUCUGACACUGGAGUUUCUGGAGGAGUGCAUCUCAGGCUUCAGCAAGUCCAGUAUCGAGCUGAAGCAUCUCUGCCUGGAGUACAUGACGCCCUGGCUGCUCAACCUGGUUCGCUUCUGCAAACACAACGAUGACGCCAAGCGCCAGCGCGUCACCGCCAUCUUGGACAAACUCAUCACCAUGACGAUCAAUGAGAAGCAGAUGUACCCCUCCAUCCAGGCGAAGAUCUGGGGCAGCCUGGGCCAGAUAACCGACCUGCUGGAUGUGGUGUUGGACAGCUUCAUUAAGACCAGCGCCACCGGAGGACUGGGCUCCAUCAAGGCGGAGGUCAUGGCUGAUACUGCAGUGGCUCUGGCUUCAGGGAAUGUCAAGCUUGUCUCCAGCAAGGUGAUUGGUCGGAUGUGUAAGAUCAUCGAUAAGACGUGUCUGUCUCCGACGCCCACUCUGGAGCAGCACCUCAUGUGGGACGACAUCGCCAUCCUGGCCCGCUACAUGCUCAUGCUGUCCUUCAACAACUCUCUGGACGUGGCCGCUCACCUGCCCUACCUGUUCCACGUGGUCACCCUGCUGGUGGCCACCGGGCCGCUCUCCCUCAGGGCCUCCACCCACGGCUUGGUCAUCAACAUCAUCCACUCGCUCUGCACCUGCUCACAGCUCAACUUCAGCGAGGAGACGAAGCAGGUUCUGAGGCUGAGUCUGACCGAGUUCUCGCUGCCUAAGUUCUACCUGCUGUUCGGCAUCAGCAAAGUGAAGUCGGCCGCCGUCAUCGCGUUCCGCUCCAGCUACAGAGACCGCUCGUUCUCCCCCGGGUCCUACGAGAGGGAGACCUUCGCCCUGUCCUCCCUGGAGACCGUCACAGAGGCCCUGCUGGAGAUCAUGGAGGCUUGUAUGAGGGACAUCCCGGCCUGCAAGUGGUUGGACCAGUGGACCGAGCUCGCUCAGAAGUUUGCGUUCCAGUACAACCCGUCUCUGCAGCCCAGAGCUCUGGUGGUGUUCGGCUGCAUCAGUAAGCGGGUGAGCCACGGCCAGAUCAAGCAGAUCAUCAGAAUCCUCAGCAAGGCCAGUCCUCUGCUGAGCAUCGACCGGGGUCUGGAGAGCUGUCUGAAGGGGCCGGACAACUACAACAGCCAGGUGUUGAUCGAGGCCACGGUCAUCGCUCUGACCAAGCUGCAGCCGCUCCUCAGCAAGGAGUCUGAAAUGCACAAAGCUCUGUUCUGGGUGGCGGUCGCUGUGCUGCAGCUGGACGAGGUCAACCUGUACUCGGCUGGAACCGCCCUGCUGGAGCAGAACCUCCACACGCUGGACACCAUGCGGGUCUUCAAUGACAAGGUGAAGCACACACACAAUAGCGUCACACUAAAUCCAAAUGUACCGCCUCAGACUGCAGCAAACAGCAAACAGUGAACAGGAAGUGACCAUAUCUGGACUGAGGAGGAGUG
This is a messenger RNA of Anarrhichthys ocellatus (wolf-eel), 5016 nucleotides long. Its product is annotated as neurofibromin-like. Gene Ontology annotation, biological process: regulation of GTPase activity. Lineage: Eukaryota; Metazoa; Chordata; Actinopteri; Perciformes; Anarhichadidae. The transcript has 16 exons. The record is from RefSeq and is a predicted model, not a curated record. Bases 1985 to 4981 code for a protein of 998 amino acids.